Molecule: messenger RNA, 1032 nt
Organism: Chaetomium globosum CBS 148.51
Lineage: Eukaryota; Fungi; Ascomycota; Sordariomycetes; Sordariales; Chaetomiaceae
Exons: 2
Coding region: 1-1032 (343 amino acids)
Source: RefSeq, a predicted model, not a curated record
AUGCUGCGCGCGAGCGCUACGCCGAAAGCCUUCAGACCCCUUCUGUCAGCCACCAACCUGCACAUAGCAGCACCGACAACGAACGGGAAGCGAUCGAUCGGGCGCUAUAUCAUACAUCGCGAUGCGCCACCGGGCCACCAACCCAACACGAACCUCGGUGUCUAUCUCGAUCGGUCCACCCAUGGUUUCGGAAACAGUUUGCUGCCCCAUCACGGCACCAACAACCCUCAAGUCGGCCCAAACCUUACGCCGCUCCCUGGUCAGAUGUUCGGCCAGAUCCCGCAGAGCCAUAGCAGCGCUCAGCUAAGCCUGAACUGGCAAGCCCAGCUUUAUAACCCGAUGCCAGUCCUCGACUUGGGCACGGGGCAAGGGUACCAACCAGCACAAGGCUUCUACGCCUACCCCAUAACUAGCACCACCACCAGCCGCGGCCCAUCAAACACCACCCGCCUUCCUCUCAACGCGGGCAUGGGGCAGAGAUACCAGCUUACGCAGGGCUUCUAUACCUACCCCACCGCCUCCCUCCCCAUAACCACCACUCCCAUCAUCAACAACAACAACAACCACCACAACAUCACGACCAGCACCACCGCCAACCGCCACCCAUCAAACACCACCUACCACCCCAUGCUCAUCCCCACCCGCAGCACCACCACCACCACCUCCACCUCCAGCCGCCCCUCCAGCUACGGCACAGGCCAGCGCGGGCAGCGCAACGCGCGCCUGCACGCGCAGGGGCUGUGCAUCUGGUGCCAGCAGCCCAACGUGGACCUGCGGCGCAAGGGGUGCCCGGCGUGCCGGCCGCGGCGGGCGGCGACCACGGCGAAGUGGCGCGUGGAGAAGGCGAGGGCGGAGAGGGCGAAGAGGGCGGAGAGGGCGGAGAGGGCGGAGAGGGCGGAGAGGGCGGAGAGGUCGGAGAAGGCGGAGAGGGCGGAGAAUGCGGAGAGGGCGGCGCGGGCGAUGGAGGGGGUGGUGGCGGGGGUGGGGGGGAUCGUGAUGACAGUGGGGGUGAGGAGGUUGGAGGCGGUGUGA